AUGGACGACCAAACUGACGACAGACGGAACACCAGGGAGACGGCAUGGACGAUCAGACAGACGAUUGACGGAACACCAGGGAGACGUCAUGGACGAUCAGACAGACAGACGACAGACGGAACACAAGGGAGACGUCACAGACAGACGACAGACGGAACACUAGGAAGACGGGAAGGAAAAGACAGACAUCGGGACUUCCGGGAAUGCAAAUACAGACACCGGGACUUCCGGGAAGGCAAAGACAGACACCGGGACUUCCGGCAAGGCAAAGACAGACACCGGGACUUCCGGGAAGGAAAAGAAAGACAUCGGGACUUCCGGGAAGGCAUUGACAGAAACCGGGACUUCCGGAAAGGCAAAACCGACACCGGGACUUCCGGGAAGGCAAAGACAGACACCGGUACUUCCGGGAAGGCAAAGACAGACACCGGGACUUCCAGGAAGGCAAAGACAGACACCGGGACUUCCGGGAAGGCAAAUACCGACACCGGGACUUCCGGGAAGGCAAAGACAGACACCGGUACUUCCGGGAAGGCAAAGACAGACACCGGGACUUCCGUGAAGGCAAAGACAGACACCGGGACUUCCGGGAAGGCAAAUACCGACACCGGGACUUCCGGGAAGGCAAAGACAGACACCGGGACUUCUGGGAAGGCAAAGACAGACAUCGGGACUUCCGGGAAGGCAAAGACAGACACCGGGACUUCCGGGAAGGCAAAUACCGACACCGGGAUUUCCGGGAAGGCAAAGACAGACACCGGGACUUCUGGGAAGGCAAAGACAGACAUCGGGACUUCCGGGAAGGCAAAGACAGACAUCGGGACUUCCGGGAAGGCAAAGACAGACAUAGGGACUCCCGGGAAGGCAAAGACAGACAUCGGGACUUUUCGUGAAGUCGACUCAGCUGUGAAUGAGUGCGUGGAUCAGCAGUACAAGAAAUGUCAUGUGUGUAAACUGUUAGCACCGAAAUGGCAGCUCCGGCUGCAUGCUACUCAUGAAGUUGAGAAAGACAAUGGCUUGUUGCUAAAGGCCCAAUAA
Pecten maximus is the source of this 1038-nucleotide messenger RNA. RefSeq names its product TRAF3-interacting protein 1-like. The record is from RefSeq and is a predicted model, not a curated record. Lineage: Eukaryota; Metazoa; Mollusca; Bivalvia; Pectinida; Pectinidae. The coding region runs from base 1 to 1038 and encodes 345 amino acids. The transcript has 3 exons.